Messenger RNA from Letharia lupina, 1908 nucleotides. RefSeq lists its product as uncharacterized. The transcript is spliced from 5 exons. NCBI's taxonomy places the organism in Eukaryota, Fungi, Ascomycota, Lecanoromycetes, Lecanorales, Parmeliaceae. The coding region runs from base 1 to 1908 and encodes 635 amino acids. The record is from RefSeq and is a predicted model, not a curated record.
AUGGACGUGGACUCAAACGUUCCGGUCAAAGUUGAGGCCGAUGACGAAGACCUACCAUCAACUUUGAAACCUGCCUCAAGAGCCUUGAGCGAUGGCUCUCGUGACGAAACCCCAACCCCCACGUACAAACAUAGUUGGACGCUCGAACAGCGACUUACGCUGGCUAUGCUCGCUGAGUCAUACAGCAAUAACUGGAACGAGAAAACUUCCGUCUUCAACCAUUUUCACAGGUCUGAUCUUCGACGUUGUGGAGGUCUUCGAAGGCCAGUCAUCAAUACCCAAUUUAAUGAUAUGCGAAAAAAGGGAUUCAAUGCAGGCAAUGGUUUCAAGAAAUUACAGAGUACCCUGUCACCCUAUGAUAGAGCAAAGAUGGUGUCCCGAGCUGGACUUGAAAAAAAGGCCCAUGAAAUCGGCAUUCUCCUCCACGCAAAGGAGGCUAGUGAUAGCUCCUUGAUGUCCGACAAGGACAACGCUCAAGGGCACAAGAGAAAACGUACCGACUCAAUUGACGAUGCCAGGACCGACUUCUUUCCACAUCUAUCUGACAACGAUUGUCAGACAGCCUCAUAUGCAAAGACAGUACAUGGGCUCACCCUUCUUCCGAAGACACCCACGAAAUCCAACGGCAGACAAAAAGGCAAUGGCCUUCUGACCCCACCGGAUUCAAGAGAGGCUAAAAUGCCACGUCUCACCACCGAGAAGAGGUUGGCACAAAUCGGCUUCCGCGCUUUUACUGGCCAAUCGCAAGGCACGUACUCCUCGGUCUUGGGAAUUCGUGCCGGCGCUUUUCUCAAUUGCCCAACCAUUCCACUCGCUCGAAACCUGGAAGUCACACUUUACCGUGGGGAAGCACUGCAUCACAUCACGAAGCACGAUCAUUCUCGACCCAGCAAGUUUGUCUCCGCGACCAAGAACCCGAUGCGUGCAUUGCAUAUGGCCCUCAGAGGCGGUGAGGACGCCUCAAUCGCAGUCAUUGAUCUUACCAAGGCAGAUGAAAGAGGCAAUGUCGAGAAGGCUCAUAAUUUGAAGCUUAAGACGGAUUUCAGAUACACAGGAGCGGGCGAAUACCUCAUAUUCGGCGGGGUGGACAACGAAGUAGGCCUUCUGUCACUAUCUGCAGAAUUAGCUAACAAGUACAAGGCCAUAAUAUCACAUAUCCCACUAUCUAGGCUUCUUGUCAAUAUGCCAACGACGCCCGGAAGCGAUGAUCCUUUCUUCUUAAAAGAUUACAAGUUUUACAACGCCGAGGGUGGCAGAAAACGAGGGCAGUGGAACCAGAAUGUGGCUUUCAAAAAUGGUGCGGUACAAGGGUACUAUGCUGUUCGAUCCGGCACGCUUGGUGCACUGACGAGUCUCGACAUCGAGAACGACAUCAGCUCAGGCAGGGAGAUCAUUGAGAUUGACGAGUCCGCAUCGGAUCAGACUACAGACUCAGAAUCAAGUUCUAGCGACAAAGAUGAUCCAAUACCGGCGGAGGUAGAAGACUGGGUUCGAGAUACGCAGGCAAAGCAAACACCCCUACAGUAUUUUGAUCUCGAGACAAACAAAUGGACGACCCAAGAGGAAGACUUGAGCGAUGACUUCUUUGCAGAGCUAAGGGACAUCGCUGGCAAUGUGGUCAACAAUGGCUCGAAGAUUGACGGUGAUAAUUUGGUGGAAAACGUCGCGGGCAUCUCUCAGAGUGAACAUCAACGUAGGGACAUGGCUGUUGAUCCAGGUUUUGGCUGGUUAGAAAUGGACACCAACGCAGUGAACGAGAAGUCCAUGGUCGUACCUGCGACCAAUCAUUCCGAGGAAUUCAAGAAUCUUAAUGACCUAGUGGCGGAUGUAAUGCACAUGCAUGGGGACGAAGCCAUCAGAGGACACAACAAGGUCAUCGACUACGAGUUCUCCUGGACGGGGAUGUAG